Molecule: messenger RNA, 3369 nt
Organism: Mya arenaria
Lineage: Eukaryota; Metazoa; Mollusca; Bivalvia; Myida; Myidae
Product: tyrosine 3-monooxygenase-like
Exons: 11
Coding region: 252-1784 (510 amino acids)
Biological process (GO): aromatic amino acid metabolic process
Cellular component (GO): perikaryon; axon; cytoplasm
Molecular function (GO): iron ion binding; tyrosine 3-monooxygenase activity
Source: RefSeq, a predicted model, not a curated record
UAUUUCUGUUCAUCAUUGGUAUGGUAUUUCUGUUUGUUAAAAGCUUCUACGGGCUUUAAACAAAUAGCUAACAAUCAAACAAUUGUUUGAAAAUACCUUUACACAAAUGUCAAUGAAAUAUUAAUCUCGACCGUACUUGAAAAAUUGAAACAGAAAUUAGCACUAUUUUACAUGAACGCGUAUUUAUUUUGAAAAAAGGAACGUUACAAUUUAAGUUAAACAUCAAAGAUAUAUAAAACAAGUUUACAAACAUGGAAGUGCAGACAAUUUUAACGAAUACCACGGACACGGAGACGGUCAAAAGACGCCUAGCUUUCCAGAAAAGUUUUAGCCAAGAGCAUGGUGGAUCCUGGCGUAGGAAAAGUCUAAUAGAAGAUGCCAAGUUUGAAACAGCAGCAAAUCUUGAAUUUGAUAAACAAGAACGCAAAAGCAGGGGAGGGUCAAUCAGCGAAGAGGAGGAGGUGUUUCUGACGUCACAGCAGAAUGGCGACGUCAUAUCUCCAAUUGAUAAAGACGCUCUUCGGCGACAGUAUACCAUAUUGGUUUCGUUAAAAGACGGCAUAGCAUCACUUUCAAGAGUCAUCCGUGUCUUCGAGACGUCCAAAGUUGCCAUCGACCAUAUUGAGUCCCGAAAGGCAGAAAAAGUUGGAUGUAAGCACGACGUCCUAAUCCAGUGCACGGGUAACAAGGACACGGUGACGGCCGUUAUGAACACGAUACGUCAGAACAACACUAUCGCAGACAUUUGGUGCCAGAAUGAGAGACUCGUCAGCAGACAAGAGAUGUGGUUUCCGCGGCACAUAUCCGACCUAGACAACUGUACACACAUCGUCACCAAGUUUGAGCCAGAGCUGGACUGCGACCAUCCGGGGUUUACAGACAAAGAGUACAGAAAGAGACGCAAACAAAUCGCAGACAUUGCCUUUGAAUACAGAUAUGGUCAGCAGAUUCCAAGGGUGCAAUAUGCAGACUCCGAGGUUCAGGCAUGGGGUCACGUGUACGAUCGUCUGAAGAAGCUGAUGCCCAAGUACGCGUGUCAAGAGUACCAGAACUCGUUCAAUCUACUUGAGAAGGAAGGACUGUACUCUCAGAACGCUAUACCUCAGCUAGAGGACGUCUCAAACUUACUUAAACGUCGGACUGGUUUCCAACUGCGACCGGUGUCCGGACUGCUGUCGGCCCGGGACUUCCUGGCCAGCCUCGCCUUCCGUGUGUUCCAGUGCACCCAGUACGUCCGCCACCCCUCCAAGCCUGACCACUCACCAGAACCGGACUGUAUCCACGAGUUGCUAGGCCACGUGCCGAUGCUGGCAGACCCCAUUGUGGCACAGUUUUCCCAGAACCUCGGGCUCGCGUCCCUCGGAGCCUCAGACUCCGACAUAGAAAAGUUCGCCACUCUAUACUGGUUCACGAUAGAGUUCGGGAUCUGCAAACAGAAGGGUGAACAUAAGGCGUACGGCGCCGGCAUCCUGUCGUCGUAUGGGGAGCUGGAGCAUGCGCUCUCAGACAAGCCGGAAAAGCGCCCCUUCGACCCAGACAAGACGGCUGUGCAGUCGUACACGGACGAGGACCUCCAGCCGCUCUACUUUGUGGCAGAGUCCUUCGAUGACAUGAUGAAGAAAAUGAAGGACUACGCGGCGAAGAUAAAGAGGCCGUAUGAAGUUCGGUAUGACCCCUACACCAACUCCAUAGUGGUAUUAAACGACAAGGCCGUCCUGAAAACCCUUGCAGACAACAUCGCCCAAGAUACAGAGCAGAUGACCCGGGCCAUGGCCGCUAUAUAGACCGGACCCUCACUUAUAUAUAGAUCGGGCCGUCACUAAUAUAUUGAUCGGGCCUGUAUAAAAUAAACUGCUUAAGUGGAUAUUUUCACUUAGCAAACAUUUCGAUUUUUCCCAUAAAUAAGUUGAUAUGUAUAUAUUAUCUCAAAAUAAAAUUAUUAACGGAACAAUAUAGCUACGAGUAGAAAACUGAAGCAGAAAGUUAUAGAAAUAACACUGAGACUGGAAUACAUUAAUAAUUUGUCUUAAAUACACACGGUUAUAUAUAAAUAUAUUUUAACAUGGGCAUGGGUGCCAUAUCACCAAGAUUCCUAUAAGCGUUUUCGAACCUAUAACUAUUCUCGUACACCAGAGAGAUGGUGCUAUGCGUACAGCAGAUUUAUAGUUAGAUUCAUCAUUACCAAACCACUGAUGAAAAAGACUGAUCUUACACAGUUUUUCAACAUGUGUAUGCACUGUUUUAAAACCUUAUUGUUAAUACGAUUCUUAAUGAAACGCGCCCUCGGUAAUGGCAAGUCUCUGUAUAAAGCCAUAUUACCACUAUAAAGGCCGCAACCACUAGCGGGUCCAGAGGGGCGCACCCCCCCCAACCACAAAUCGACCAAGAUUAUUUCAAUACAGGAGAAAAAAAUAGUAUUACAAUACGCCCAAAAUGCACCGUUUCCGACUAGAAAUUGUUAUUUUUUCAUGGGGGAAAACCCCAAGCCCCCAUGCAAACACUUUUAACCGAAUACAUUUCGGUUCCGAGAUAGGGGCGCAAGUCAAAAGGUAACGCCCCCUUUUGUUAUGCCCCUCUUACGUCAAAUUCUGGAUCCGCCCCUGGGAAGUUCCUUUUUUAAACAAAAUACAUUUUCAUUCCUAUCAUUUAGAUUAAAUAAGCUAAAAGCCAUUAUACCAGUUUGUGAUUUUAACCCACAUUCUAAUCCAGCAUACUACAUGAUGUUACUAGCAUUUACCAAUUGUUUUUGUAAUAUUUCAGAACAUUAUCAAUACAAUUGUUUUAACUUAAUUCUUGGUGCAUUAAGUUUGUAUGUAUUGAAACAAGAUCUGGGUUGGUAUUCAAUAUACAACCUAUAUCUCAUGGUCACACAUCACUGACUUUAUUCACACUAUUGGCCAGUUAUUAAUAACAAGUAAUCCGAUUAGCUACAUCGUUCUUAGAUCAAUAUUGAAUUCCAGUCCAUGCCAUUAUUCGAUACCGAAUUUAAAUUUAAGAGUAGAAUCUGAGUUUUUGUAUUGGACUUAUAAUCAUUUGGUCAAUGGAAUGAAUGUAGUCACUGAGGCAUGACUUAGGAUAAGGAUACAAAUUAUAUUGAAGACUAUCACUCGGCCGAUAUUCGUUUACGACUUGAGUCCAAGAAUCGGACACAGACUAAGAAAAACAUUGUUUCUUCAAAUGUCAUGAAUUAUCUUUAAUAUGGUUAUUUUUUACAGAAAAUGUUAAAAUUAUCGCUAUUACGUUUUUUUUAGGUUUUUUUUUUUGCAAAAUGUACGGCCAGUUUAACCAUGAUUGCUCUAUCCCAUACCAAUUGUUCAAUAGAAUGAGAAUGUGCAGUUUCAAGUUUGGAGUCUCAAACAUAAACUCAUG